Molecule: messenger RNA, 2288 nt
Organism: Liolophura sinensis
Lineage: Eukaryota; Metazoa; Mollusca; Polyplacophora; Chitonida; Chitonidae
Product: translation initiation factor eIF2B subunit epsilon-like
Exons: 16
Coding region: 1-2070 (689 amino acids)
Biological process (GO): biosynthetic process
Cellular component (GO): eukaryotic translation initiation factor 2B complex
Molecular function (GO): translation initiation factor binding; guanyl-nucleotide exchange factor activity; translation initiation factor activity
Source: RefSeq, a predicted model, not a curated record
AUGGCCCCGACCACUGGCAAGAAAAGUAAAACAGAUGAUUUAAAACAAGAGGAUGUCCUUCAAGCCUUAGUGUUGGCUGACAGUUUUAACACACGCUUUGCACCGAUAACACAACAAAGACCAAGGGCUCUACUCCCGCUGGUGAACGUCCCUCUCUUAGAUUAUACCCUGGAGUUUCUGACAGCUGCUGGCGUACAGGAGAUCAUCGUCUAUUGCUGUGCUCACUCGGACCAAAUCAAGAAACACAUUGCGAAAUCCAAAUGGGGAGACAACUCUGGAACGUGUUCAGUGAUGGUGAUUGUGUCAGAGGACAGUUUAUCAGUUGGGGAUGCUCUAAGGGAUGUGGAUGACAAGUCCUUGAUUCGCUCAGAUUUCGUUCUCGUCACUGGUGAUGUUGUGGCAAAUAUUAGGCUGAAGCAUAUUGUUGAAGUACACAGAAUACGGCGAGAGAAAGAAAAAUGUGCGGUGAUGACCUUAAUUUACAAGCAUGCAUCGCCUGGACACAAAACUCGGUGUCGUGAAGAGGAUUUUGUGAUGGCCAUGGAAUCCAGAACAAACAGAUUGCUGCAUUACCAGAAAACAAUGCACCAGAAAAUCUUUGAGAUACCAAGGGAAGUGUUUACAGAGCACAGUGACGUGGAGCUGAUGUAUGACUGUCUGGAUACCCACAUUGCCAUCUGCUCUCCGCUGGUACCACAACUAUACAAAGAUAACUUUGAUUACCAAACAAGGGAUGAUUUUGUACGAGGCAUUCUCAUUAAUGAAGAAAUUUUGGGUAACACUAUGCAUGUUCAUUUCCUCACAGACGAGUAUGCUGCCAGAGUCUCGAAUGUGCUCAUGUAUGAUGCUAUUAGUCAGGACAUCAUUAACAGAUGGAGUUUCCCUUUUGUCCCCGAUGUAAACAUUUCCAGUCACAACACAGAUGUGGUCUCUUACGGCCGACACAACAUUUACCGAAGUCAAGACGUAACUCUGGCUAGGGGCUGCGUACUGGAGAAGAACGUUGUUAUUGGAUCCGGGACCUCUGUGGGCAGUAACACGACCAUCUCUGGCUCUGUCAUCGGAAGGAAUUGUAAAAUAGGUGAAAAUGUGAUGAUUGAAGGUUCAUAUUUGUGGGAUGGAGUGACAGUUGAGGAUAACUGUACGGUAACCACGGCGAUAAUCUGUGAUCAUGUGACAUUGUAUCAAGGUGUGACCAUUCAGCCAGGAGCUAUUCUCUCAUGGAAGGUGAAGGUUGGUCCAAAUGUGACGGUCAAGCCAGGGUCGCUGUUGACCGCUGAGCUGGUCAAGGAGAUGGACGAGUGGGGAGAGUCUGGGGAAGAGGAUAUUCCAGAUGCUGGUAUUGAGAACCCUGAAUGUUUCGGGACUCAGGCAGAGGCGUUUGUAUACAAUCCGCGGGCGGACAUUGACGAUGAAGAUGGGGAUGCUCUGGGGGAUGUGUGGGGAAUGCCAUCCCUGUCUGAGGAUGAGGAUGAAGAGGAGGAAGUCAGCAGUGAGGAUAGUUUCAGUGAGGAAGGGAUGUCGCCAUCAGGGAGUCCUCCCCCAGAUGACAGUCGCUUGUUUUACACAGAAGUUUUGGACACCAUGGAACGUGCUAAGGAGGAAAAUAUCAGUACAGAAAACACAAUUUUGGAAAUCAAUUCGCUGAAGCAUGCCUACAAUAUCAAUAUCCAUGAUGUGAACAUCCUUGUUAUGAAGGCUGUAAUAGAGUUCCCUCAAGCUCACACCACCCUGGAACCUCCACAACUUCUGAUUGUACUUCAGAAGCAUUUGAUUAAACAUCUUCAGCUGAUUAAAAAUUACAUCAAGAGUGUUGAGUCACAGCGGGACUGUCUCACAGCAUUAGAGGAGCUGAGCUUGGGAAAUCCCUCCAUCAAAGCUAUUUUAGUGAAACUCAUUCACCUGUUGUAUGAGAAGGAUAUUCUCAUGGAGCAGGUCAUUAUCCAGUGGUACAAGGAUAUCCCCCAGUUCGAGGAGAAGGAUGCCAAGAUGGCUGUGCGACAGCAGGUGGCGCCACUAAUUCAAUGGUUACAAGAGGCCGAAGAGGAAUCAGACGAGGAAGAUGAUUAAUAGGGUUAAAAUUCGCUUUGUCAUCGAUAAAUUAUACUGUCACAAUCACAGAAAUAAAACCAUCCCAUUCUACCAUGAAAUCUGAGUGUGAUUAAAAAGUCUUCAUGUUUACUGAAGUAUGUACCAAUUAUCUGACACGCUACUGGCGUGAUUGGCAGCGCAGAUGCUGCCCUUUAAAAAUGGCCGACUUUUUGGAGAAUCUUUCUUCUUACUUCCAA